Molecule: messenger RNA, 7218 nt
Organism: Coregonus clupeaformis (lake whitefish)
Lineage: Eukaryota; Metazoa; Chordata; Actinopteri; Salmoniformes; Salmonidae
Product: protein KATNIP homolog
Exons: 28
Coding region: 178-5319 (1713 amino acids)
Source: RefSeq, a predicted model, not a curated record
UCAACAACACAGGACACAUGAGAAUCGGAAACUUCAUCUGGAUAUCGAAAAACAGCGUUAUAAUACCUGUGAAAGUAUAUAUAUAUAUGUAUUAGUUGAAAUAAAAAAAUCGUGGAAUGACAUCCUCUCAAAAUGUGGAAUUAGGUCUAUGUGAAAACCAGUGUCUGUGACCCCACAAUGGAUAAAGCGGAGAACCAGAGGAGUCAGGGAGGCUUGGCUGCCGAAGAGAUACUGGAUGAAUAUUUAAUCGCCCUUCAGCACAAAAACAGGAUCUUAAAGAGACUGAAAACGAAAGAGCCCAAGGAGAUCGAGCUAGAGCGUCUGGAGCAGGGCUUCUCCAUCUAUCUGAAUGGCGCUAACGCUAGCAAGCUGACCAAGAGACCCAACCAGAAGUCUGCCACCUCGCCACCGCCGGCUCUGAGAGCUACACACACGGCUGAUGCCUCCAGAAGGGGUUUGCAGCUAGCAGAGGAGGAGAUCCACAAUCUGGAGGUGAACAGUAGCAAGAGGAGUCACACCGCCCCGGGAAAAGUGCAGAGGAGAGAAUGGGUUCAGAAGUCGGUCAAUAUUCAAACAGAACAAGGACCCUGUUUGCGGAUAUCUCCAGAGAGACGGUACUCUGAAGACUUUGAACCCUACGACAGCAUAGAGAUGGAGCGGUCGAGUCCACGUUCUCCUCGUAGCCCCCUGCGAAACUCCUGUAAGGUGUCAUGUUCGUUUGGCUCCAGGGCUGAUGGCCGAGGAGGUAGCCAGGCGGAGCCUGAACAUAAAAACGAACGGGUCCUACUGAACAUCGACGAGGUCAAGGUGCUUCGACGGAGCCUGGAGGUGAGCGUGCGGAGGAGCAGUGGCAGCCGGGGGUCGGCGGGGGAGGAGUCGGACGAGGAGUGGGUGGAGGAGCAGAUAGAGAGGGAGGAGAGCACGGAGAGCCUGGAGGAGCUAGGCCUGCCUCCUUCCUCCUCCAACAAAACAUCUACUAACAUGAACCAUCCGCGAGCCACUGGGCCCAAAGGCUGCCUUCACGACCCUGCAGAGCUCAUGGUGCUGGACUUUGGGCCCUCUCCUAAAGGCCAGAAGAUCGAGCGUUCGUUGUCAGCCAAGCGGAAAGACAACAUGGAAGCCUACGUCCCCACCAAGCCUCUGCUGGUGAAGAGCAAAACUCUGGACAGGCCCUCUUCAAAGGAGUGCAGGGAUGGCAGAGAUCCUCAACGGCCGAGGAGUCGUGUAGAGCGCCCCCUGUCUGCAGCGAGGAAGGUCUCCCAAGAGGAGCGCGACUCAGAGGAGACGGCGUGCAGGGUGCUCCAAGCCCUGCAGAUAGAGAACAGCCCACUGCAGAGCCCCGAGCCCAGGGCCUUCAGCCGCACCCCGGUGAGAGGACACCAGAUGAUGAACGGCUCGCUGCGUGACGACGAUGACGACAAGGAAAGUGGGGUGACCAGAGCCAUGCAGAGAAUCACCCUGAUGGGACCCAGGCAACAGCAGAGACUACUAAAGGCGUUGGAGAAACUGGAGGCAGGCACAAACUUUGACAUCCCUCAGACAGUGAAAACGGACAAAAGCAAACCACCGAAGAGGCGGGUCUCGGCCGAGGCACCGCCCACCGUAUACGUCACCAUGGAGAUCCUAAGUAACUGGGGGAACAGGGGCCAGGUGGGGCUGACGGAGAUGCAGUUCUUCGGCCCAGGGAACAGGAAGCUGUACGUGUCGCCACACGACCUGGACAUCCGGAACGCCGACUACCCUGGGAACCUCGGAGCGCUGGUCAACGGGAAAGCUAAAACCACGAAGGAGCGUCAUAUGUGGACCUGUCCUUUCCAUCCUCCGGUCCAGCUCUACUUCAUCAUUAGGAACACGGAGCGCUCUCCGGACUUUGAGAUAUCCCGGAUCAAGAUCUGGAACUACAACAAGAGCAUCAAUCUGCUCCUGCCUCCCGCCCUGCUGCUGUCACAAAGGGGACGGACGGGGGCACAAAGCCCAGGCAACCAGGGAUCUGUCUGGAACUAUGGAUGUUAUGGGUUGAUAUUAACCGUGUCUCUGUUCAUUGAGUCCUUUGUUAGGUAUUGGUGGUGUGUUUUAAGCUGCGAGGACCUGGACAUUGGCGCCCGGCAUGUGAAUCUUUACCUCAACAGCACGCUGGUGUUCGAAGGCGAGCUGGACAAGGGCUGUGGCAACCAGGUCUUCGACUACAGCACCAGCAUUGCCCUCCAGGCACUCCAAGUCCCAGAAUCCUUCUCUCCCAGCCCCGUGGUGUCCGGACACAUUCUCUGUGGCGCCAGCCCACAGCGCCAUUAUGACAGGAACAUGGAGGGGAACAGCGGAGGGCACCAUUGUGACCCCAACCCCAACCACGGACUCACUCUCUCUGAGGGGCUGGCCCAGGUCAGAAUAGACUUGCAGGAUAAAACCUACAACCCCCUCUCCCCCAUCGCCCCCACAUCUACACACCGUCUCCUACAGAGGAACUCCAUUGACAUGGACCCUCCGGAACUGGACCUUCCCCACCCCCCUCUGAAACAGCAGCUGGAGCAGUCGGGUCAACCCACAGAGUGCACAGUCACCACGCAGCCUUCCUCCUCCAGGACUCCCCAGUGGCUACAACCCAUGUCCCGGAGCGCCCCAGAGGGCUGCGAGGCUGCGAGGGAGAAGCCCCUCUGGCUAGUGCCCCAGCAAUCUGUGGAGUCCAAACCUUCCCUCCCACAAUCCUCCUCCACCUCCACCUCAGUGCUCCCAGAGCUGGGCUGUAACCCAGGGAGGGUGUGUCGUGGGGUGGAGAGGACGGUGAACGAGGGCCAGGCGAGUGCAGACUCUCUGGACCUGGGAGGUGACCUGCUGGAGGAGCUGAGUGACCAGCAGCGCCAGGACCAACCUGUUAGUGGACGUAGGAGCUCAGCCAGGCAUAAUAACACUAGUACUACCAGCAGCAAACCAGCAGUGGAGCACCAGCAUGGAGCCAUUGGACUGUCCAUAGAGGAGCCAGGUUCAGACAGCAGCAACCGGAGGCAGCAGCGUACCCCCCGGGCCCAGCUCCGCAGCCAGCAGGACCAUGACGACACCCUCAUGGAGUCCUGGGACUCCCUCACCAAGUUCAACCAGUGCCAGCGUGGUCGCAUCUCCAACAUGAGCUUUGAGGGUGACAUCUUUGACGAGUUCCUCCAGCGUUCCUCCAGAGCCGCCACUAUUGCCAUAAUCCCCUCCUCCGGCCCAGGAGCCUCCCCCUGCAGCCCCAUCCCCCACUCCUCCCACCUCUCCUCCCCCGCCCCUCAAGGGGGCCUCUGCGAUGACCCAGAGGAUGACCUUUCCGCCGAGGCGGAGCGCGAGGAGGAGUUUGAGAUUCCGGUCCUCCCACGUGGUCAACGUCUGGUCAUUAAAAUCCUGUCCACGUGGGGCGAUCGCCACUAUGUGGGCCUCAACGGUCUCGAAGUCUUCAGCUCCAGCGGUCAGCCCCUCCUUCCCACCCGAAUCCGCGCCGACCCGCCUGAUAUCAACGUGCUGCCUGCCUACGGAAAGGACCCGCGUGUGGUCACCAACCUGAUCGAUGGCGUCAACCUCACACAGGACGACAUGCACCUGUGGCUGGCACCUUUCACCCAGGGGAGGAGUCACGUGAUCUACCUGGAGUUCGCCGGGCUGUGUCAGGUGGCCAUGAUAAGAGUGUGGAACUACAACAAGUCCAGGAUCCACUCGUUCAGGGGGGUGAAGGAAGCUGAAAUGCUGCUGGAUGGGAGGUGCAUCUUCAGGGGAGAGAUCGCCAAGGCGUCAGGGACUCUGUCUGGACCAGUUCGGGACACCAUCUUGUUCACCACGGACGAUGAGAUCCUGGAGGCCAUGUCGCGCUAUGACGAGACGUUCUGCGGGGAGGCAAAGGGCUCCGAGGGGCUGGUGGGGUAUGAGGAGGAGCUGCAGAGGCCCCGCACGGCCGACGGAGAGGGGGAGGAGAGACCUUUCACCCAGGCUGGCUUCAGACCCGAGGACGACCUCACUUUAAACCUCCAUCUGAACCCUACUGUUGGUCAGUCUGAGGAGACCCUGGAGCAGAUCCCAGGAAUGUACAAUGGAAAAUGCCUUAGGAUAGAGUUGAGUAUGACGUGGGGGGACUCCCACUACCUGGGCAUGACGGGGUUAGAGGUGGUGGGGAAGGAGGGGGACAGCCUGCCUCUGGACCUGACCAUGGUGAACGCCUCGCCACGGGACCUCAACGACCUGCCUGAGUACGGCCAGGACACACGCACCCUCGACAAACUCAUUGACGGCCACAACAUCACCACUGAGGACCAGCACAUGUGGCUGAUCCCAUUUUUCUGUGGCCAGCACCACACCCUGACAGUGAACUUUGACAAGGCACAGACAGUGGCUGGCCUCCGCAUCUGGAACUACAACAAGACCCCAGAGGACUCCUACAGAGGGGUAAAGGUGAUCCAUGUGUCUCUGGACGAUACACUCAUCUCUCCAGCAGAGGGCUUCCUCAUCAGGAAGGGACCAGGGAACUGUCACUUUGACUUUGCUCAGGAGAUCCUCUUCAUCGACUUCCUUCAGAACCCCACCACUGGCCUGGUCAACAGCAAGACUACAUCAGAGGACCUGGUCUAUACACUCAAAGCUGGUUCCAAAAGACAGGAGCAGCCCAGCAUGGACUAUGAGGCCCCCAUCAUGCCUUGUGGAUUCAUCUUCCAGCUGCAGCUGCUGACCACCUGGGGUGAUCCCUACUACAUCGGCAUGAACGGCCUGGAGUUCUAUGACCAGAACGACGAGAAGAUCCCCCUCAGUGACAACAAUAUCGCUGCGUUCCCAGACAGUGUGAAUGUCCUGGACAGUGUAAACGGUGAUAUAAGGACUCCAGAUAAGCUGGUAGAUGGAGUGAACAACACUCAUGAUGGCAGACACAUGUGGCUAGCACCGGUGCUCCCCGGACUGGUGAAUCGCGUGUAUCUUAUAUUUGACCAGCCAGUGACCGUGUCCAUGAUCAAACUGUGGAACUACUCCAAGACACCACAGAGGGGGGUAAAGGAGUUUGGGCUGUUAGUCGAUGAUCUUCUGGUGUAUAAUGGCAUCUUGGACAGCGUGAGCCAGGCGGCGCGGGGCAUCCUGCCCACCUGUGACCCGGUGGUGCCCUACCACACCAUCCUCUUCACCGACAACGCCUGCAUCGCCCACCGUGAAAGGAACACUGUAAUCAGUAACUAUGUGGAGGACCAAGAUGUGAAGAUGACCAAUGAGAAUCAGAUAGUCCAUCACAACAAGAAGAAACAAACAGCUGAUCCAGCGCUUCGGCCUAAAACCUGCAUGACGGACACUGGAAAGCUGGGGAAAAGGAGGUACUGACAGACGGACUGACAGACAGACAGAUGGUGGUUGGUGUCCCACUGGUUAAUUGUAGGGAACAGUAAUGACGGGAUGAGGGUUUACUGACUAUCUGCACUAUCCCACUCAGGGGACUUUUAACACAAAGCUUUGACCAGCCGAAAAGAAAACAAUUCCCAUUGUCUUCCAUCAGUCAUUGCACUAUAGUGAAGUGUUGCCUAGCGACAGCUCAUGUGUCGGGUGGGUCUACUUUUGAAGAGGCUUGUACAGAACACAUUGGGUUUGUAUCCAUCCGCCCACAGGAUUGGCCUUCCACUUUCUGGUUGGAUUGGUUCUCUUGUCACUCCAAUCUCUCUAGACUCCUACAGAUGUAUAGUACCUGUGUAAUACUAUAUCAGAUUAAUAGUACCUUUGUAGUACUACAUCAGAUGUAUAGUACCUGUGUAGUGCUAAUAUUACAUCCAAUUAAUAAUACCUGUGUAGUACUACAUCAUAUGUAUAGUACCUGUGUAGUACUACGUCAGCACUGCAUCACAUAUGUAGAACCGUUGUAGUAGCUCCAAUUGUGAUUGUCCUUUCCACAGUCAGAGUGAACCUAUAUUAGGCUGCUAUGUCGGCCAUCUUUGUGCCUAGAUAUGUUACUAAUGUCUGUCGCUGCUCCUCUUGAUGUUGUGCUGCGUUCUGCUGCUGCUCGUGGUGCAUACCUACUCAAAGAUGAACUCCGUGGCAACAAGUACGCUCUUAGUAGAUGGGAUCUAGAUCCUACAUUUACGAAUGAGUUGUAUUCAUGAAAAGUUUAAUAUCCCCUAGCCUAGUGGCAUAUGUGCACCAACACAUCUGAAUGCUAUGGAGUAAACCAGUUAAUAUUUUCUCUAGUCUAAUAUCUCACUGUCUAAUGGUGUGUCUAGGUGCCUGUGGUGUCAGAUGGAGGUUUGACCUUUGAAAGAUUUAUAACGCAGGGUGGAUAAUAUGACUGUCUGUUCCAUAAAGUAGAAUCAGGCAUCGGUAUUGGUACAGAGUAUUGGUCACAUUGAAGCAAUAGGUCUGAAACAGUUUUAAGCCAGCCUAGGCCGCUGCAUUUGCUUAACACAAAAACAGUAUACUUGCUUAGAUAUACAUUUUGCAGCCCUGAAUAUAUUAAUAUAUAAUAUUUUUGAUUAAGUAAUAUAUUGGUGAACCUAUAGACACUAAGCACUAUGUAUUAGAAAGACAUGUUUGCAAACUAAGUGACCUUUAUUGAAGUUGUUUGAUAUGAAAAAGAUUUUUUGAGUCUCCCAUUUGUAGCGAUAGUUACCUAAAAUAUUGUUAUUUCAAAAAGUUUAAAUAUAUUAUCAAGAUAUACUUUGUCGUGUAAACAACAUUUUGGCCUUUGGUUGAAAAACACCUAAGAAUAUGUAACCAGAAACAACAUUUAAUAUUUAAUAUGCAAACACUGAAAACAUACCUCAAAUAGGUAAGAUGUGAUCUUUACAAAGGGAUGGAUCUUUGCUGAAAUCUUGUUUUAUCUUGAAUGUUUGAGUAUAAUCUAUAGUUGGCGUUGUAUACCUAUACCCAGUAGUAUUUUGUUGCAUGGACAAGUUACCACAGUUGUGGCUCCGGUUACAAAUGUAAAAAGGUAGACCCUUGUGUUUUUAAAAGAAUUUACUGCUUCAUUGAGCCACAAUAUAGCCUAUUUCUUACUAUAUACCCUUGUAUAUGAUACAUGUUGUUGUUUUUUAUGCAGUUUUAUGUAUUUGAUUUUAAAAUGUCAGUCUGUGGGUAUAGGCUUCACACUGCACCUCAGUCAUGCUUUGAGUGAUGGUGUUAUUACUGUAAGUGUGACAUUCCGUGUUCAAAUAUUUUUAUUAUUUUUUAAAUCUUGUUCAAAUAAGUGUAUAUUUUAUUUGAAUAAAUAAAAUGAAAUCCUUUUAAACCAAGUGA